UGACAACACACACAAUGCAUGGCCGGAUCGAACCUAUUCAUAUCCAGGGCUAAUAAGCGGCGGCUCUGCAGCUGUGCACCACUGCAAGAAAAGGCUGGCCAGCAUGAAGCUCCGCUUGCGUCAUUAUCAGGGCGGUCCCACCCAGCGCCUGGACGUCGAGAGUGAUUGCACCUUGCGCUCCCUGAGGGCCGUUGUGGCAUCUUUAACCGGGCAAAGCCUUGAGACGGUGCGCAUCUCGCUCAACAAGGUGGAUGAGCUGGACGGACCUGGGAACCUUCUCGUCAGCAGCCUGGGCGUGUGCGGAGGAGACCUCUUGUAUCUGCUCGAUCCCAGGAGGCCCAAUCAGGUGCAAGCAUUGGCAAGCUCCGAGGCGGGUAGAAAUGAUGUAAGCCAGGCGUCGGCCGCUGCUCCUGUAGCAAAUGACCGUAGCAGAGGGCUGCAGGCGGCAUCUUCAACCGGGACCAGCGAGCCUGGAACAAGGACGGAAAGAAACGGUGUCGGGAAAGUGGAUGUUGCGCAAGAGAGGCGAGAGCGGUGCGCCGCGGCCGCGGCAAAGAGGGUUGCGGGCCUGGCGGGAGACGGACCUGCGGAUGCUCUUCCCCUUCCUCUUAAAGCCCCAGCAAUGAAUCCAACAUCGAUGGAAAUCGAUAAUGCUACACCUGGGGCCACUGCAGAGCCCCCUGCCUCCGAAAACAGUGAACAAAGCUCGAUCAGCACCGCUCCUCCUGUCCUCCAAGAAGUGGUCUCAACGUCCGCUUGGGCAGUGCACUCUGCGCACGACCUCCUGAUUCUGGCCCUUCACGCUGUCAUGCUCGAAACCGGAUUCAGCUUGGUUCCAAUCGGCGCACCUCUGGAGCAAUGCUGGGAGCGGGUGGGGGGCCGGACAAUUCUUCGCUACACGCUCGCAAACCGGGACGCAAACCCUACUCUGACCGCUAUCUUGCGGAGCCAGCAACUAGGCGCGAACCUGCUGGUGUACGGGACCUACGACGGGGACGCUGGGGGCGCUGUAUACCGCCUGAACCUAGCCCUCUCAGCGCAACUCCGGCCAUUCCCCCCAGCAGGGGAGAGAAGCACCGCGGAGCUGCUCGCCCUCUUCAAAAACGCGCGGCAGCUGUUUGUCGAGGCCAAAGAUGGGCUCUCGGUGCCGCUUCUGAGCCUCCUGUGCCAGCGCGCGGGCGUGUCACCGCCGGCUUCGCUCAUCCUCCUCCCCUUUGAUGCCAAGAACAACAUCCUCGCAAAACUCUCGGCGCGCGACCUGGCGGCCGUCGCGGUGACCUGUUCGGAGCUUCGGGAGGCGGCGUCGGGCGACGACUUCUGGAGGGCCCUCUUUCAGAGGGAGUUUCCAAACGAGCGGCCUGCCGUGCGGGCAGGGAUGUGGAAGGAGGCAUUCCGCAUGGCCUGGGUGGACCGCAAGCUGCAGCGCGAGAGGCGGCUGGAGUACGAGCGGCAGCUGCACGUGGGACGCAGGGAGUGGCGCGGUUUUCGCUACCAGCCCCCUGGGAUGGUUGGAGGCGACUAUGAUCGGUUUCCCUUUGGUGGAGGUGCCGGCGUUCCCCCCGGAGGUUUCCCUGGGGGCUUAGGGGGCGGUCCGUUUGGCAUCCCACAAGGAGGAGCCUUUCCGGGUGGCCAUCUUGACGGAGGGUUUAGCCCCAGCUUAGGGCCGGAUGCACUAGACUGGCCCCACGGAGGCCGAGCACGAUUUGAAGCGGGGUUGGGACCGCAGGGGGGCGUCGGCAUGCCUGGGAUUCCGGGAAGUAACCUGCCCGGGUUCGGACCUGGCUUAAGAGGGGGGCCGCCCCGGGGCGGAAGACCGGGAAGAGGUGGCUUCUCCGGUUCGUCGAUCAUCUGAGUAUCGUGAUAGUUUUGUACAUACAAGGGCAAUCUGCAAGUCUGUAAAUAGAAGGAUGAUACUUGAGAGCAAGUACGUAGAGUCCUUGUCAUAAAUCUCCGAGAUCGAUCUGCUCGGCUUUCAUGACAUUGCUGACAUUCGUAGGUGCAAUGAAACCAUGUCGGAUUCGUGGUUAAAAGGUGCCAACCGACAUAUCAAUGGUUGCUAUCUGCACUUCAUUGUAAGCCGCCAUGCCAGG
Klebsormidium nitens is the source of this 2090-nucleotide messenger RNA. The record is from the annotation of a GenBank genome assembly. Lineage: Eukaryota; Viridiplantae; Streptophyta; Klebsormidiophyceae; Klebsormidiales; Klebsormidiaceae.